Molecule: messenger RNA, 886 nt
Organism: Juglans regia (Persian walnut)
Lineage: Eukaryota; Viridiplantae; Streptophyta; Magnoliopsida; Fagales; Juglandaceae
Exons: 1
Coding region: 63-758 (231 amino acids)
Biological process (GO): shoot system development; root development
Source: RefSeq, a predicted model, not a curated record
CCCAGAAACCCUUUUCACAAUCACAUAUCUUUAGUCUUCAGUUUUUUAUUUUCGAUCUAAAGAUGGCACGACCAAAUUUUGAUGCUCUUAGAGACUUGCACAACUCUGCCAAUGACCUUCUUCACUCACCCACCAUCCAACGAGCUCUUCUGCACCAACGUCAAGAAAAAUGGGUUCAUGAAGUCUCGGAGGCAUCUUUAAGGUUGUUGGACGUGUGUGGCACUUCUAAAGAUGUUCUUUUGCUCGUCAAAGAACAACUCCAAGAUCUUCAUUUCACGUUGCGUAGGAUAUCAUGCAUUGGCGAGCCGGAUAUAGGUAGCAAAAUCGCGGCUUAUAAUCUGUACAGAAAGAAGUUGAAGAAAGAAACAUUGAAGUGUUUGAAUUCACUGAAAGGGAUGAAGAACAAAUCCAUUAUUAUUGCUCCGGACCUCUCAGCAAUAGACGACAACCUUAAACUAGUCGUGGAUGUGCUAAAGGAAGUGAGAGAGACUACUGUUUCUAUGGUGGAGUCACUUUUGUCUCUCAUUUCCAUACCUUGGCUGGACAGAAAAUCAUCAAAAGCGUCUUUUGCUUCGAAGUUUGUACGCUUUAGUGGCCAAAGUUUUUACGAUAUUUACGAUGUGAUGGCCCUUCAAAGUGCUAAUAAAAGAUUGGAGGCAGCUGAGAUUGCCAUUGAAGAUCUUGAAGCAGAGUUGGAGUUCAUGUUUAGGCGUUUGAUCCAGACUAGGGUUUCACUUCUCAACAUUCUAACAACUUAAUAAUAGCUACCUACCUAGAUCUAGAUAUUGUAUGUAACACUGGGAUCCGAAAUAUUCCAUGUUAAUUUGGUGUUCCAAUUUUUGGGCAUGCCUUGCGCCCUGGCUCACCAGUACUGCUUAGGGUUCAG